CCUCUGGCCCGCGGCCACCCAGCCGGCCGUGUCUCCUGCAGCCUCCCCUGCAGCGGCUUUGCCGGUCUCCGCUUCGCUGUGCUCCCUCCGCGCAGUACGAGGGAAGAAGAAUUUAAAUGGCUUUUACAAGAAGAGGUCCAUGCUGUUUUGAAACAGCUGCAGGAUAUUUUGAAGGAGGCCUAUCACCGGUUCGCCCUGCCCACCAGCAGCUCGGGAGGAGCUGUCAAGCAGGAGAACUUUGUGCUGAGCACAUCAGGCACAGACCAGGUGAAAGGUGUGUUGACGCUGCAGGGUGAUGCCCUGUGUCAAGCUGAUGUUAAUCUGAAAAUGCCCAGAAAUAAUCAGCUCCUGCACUUCGCGUUUCGGGAAGACAAGCAGUGGAAAUUGCAGCAGAUCCAGGAUGCUAGAAACCAUGUCAACCAAGCCAUUUACCUGCUUAUGAACAGAGAUGUAAACUACGAGUUCAAAACAGGCUCGGAGGUUCUCAAGCUUAUGGAUGCUGUGAUGUUACAGCUUUCAAGAGCCCGAAAUCGGCUUACCACUCCAGCCACUCUGACUCUACCAGAAAUUGCCUCCAGUGGUCUCACAAAAAUGUUCACCCCUGCUCUGCCUCCGGACAUCCUUGUGAAUUUCUAUAUUAACCUGAAUAAGCUGUGCCUGACUGUCUACCAACUCCAUGUGCUGCAGCCCAGCACAACCAAGAACUUCAAGCCUGCUGGAGGAUCCAUUUUACACAACCCUGGAGCCAUGUUUGAGUUUGGUAACCAGCGGUAUGAAGUCAGCCAUGUCCAUAAAGUGGAAUGUGUUGUACCAUGGUUAAAUGAUGCCCUUGUCUUCUUCACAGUUUCACUGCAGCUUUGCCAGCAACUGAAGGACAAGAUCUCUGUUUUCUCCAGUUACUGGAACUACAGGCCAUAUUAAUUCUCUGUGGAGUGUCCAAGUCCUUACAGUACUUCCAGUGUCUCCCUGUUUGUUUUCAACACAUCAGCUGAGUCCAAGUCAGCCUGAGGAGUGCUCUGGUUCACUACCAUGUGGCCCUCCUGUAGGGUAGGGUCAGUGUAUCUAGACACAACUUUAUUAGCCUUGUCUGGGCCUGCUGCAUAAGCAGGGCACCAAACAAUGCUUUGUGGUUGGUGAGAGCUCCCACCUGUCUUUGUUCUCAUGUGUGUUGUGUGGUUUACAGUUUCCAAGCCCCUGAUGAAGUACACUAGUCCAUUACAAGGGAUGGGGAGCUGUGGACCACUCUCACUAACUGUAUUUGCACACAGUGCUGUAACUAACUGCUGGACUGUGAGCAGGCUGGGAAGGGAUGAAGACGAAUUUAACACCACAGAAGGUGUAGGGCAUGCUGCUCAUUGUAGUGAAAUAUGUUGCUGUGAUCAGGGCCAGCUGUGGUUAUGACCAGCCCUAAGCUUCUCCCUCUCCUAUCUGUUCUGUCCAUGCCCAUGUUAUUGAUUCCCCUUUGGGGAUAUUUUUGCUGCUGUUUGAACUCAUUUUUCCCUGGCAUCAAUGUGAUAAUUUUUUUUUCCUAAGCCCUAGUUGGGCCAAUUGGUUUUUUCCAGGUUUAGUGUCUUGUUUUCACUGCCAGUCUUUGGAGCUGCCUCAGUACCUUGACCACAGCUGUGCAGUCUCACAUCCUGUCAUUAAACCCAAAGAGAAGCUAUAGUUCUCAGGAGUAAAACCUUCCCUGGUGGCACCUGUCUUUUUCCCUUUUGCUCAGGGAAUCUCUGCUUAUGUCUUCAGGGUAUAGAGGUCUGCUGCUUAGAUCCACUGGCUGCCUGCUUUUGAUGGGUCUAGCAGUUGAGUUGUUGCUGCCUGGAUGCUGCUAGUUCUGGAGCCACAGAAGACGCUGAUCCAUGGACCUCUGCUUGAUGAGCUUCUACAUGCUCUUCAAAAAGGAAUUAGAGUUGCCUCAACUAAGAUGGAGAAGGCACUUGCUAGGCAGCUUUCAACAACAGCACUGCAGCAGGCUAAUGACAGAGCAGAACCACAGACUAAGACAGCAAUGAAGAAAGUUUUUUUUUUUAUGGCUGCCUCUAGUCUGUCUCAGUCUGAGCAGCUAUUUCUGCAUUGUCCACAGAAUAGUGACAGACAGUGAGCAGAAUCCCAGGCUAUGCUUCCCAGCAUCUCAGCACUGAGCAGACAAUGUCUCCUUGCUGAGCUCAGCUAAGGCUAAAUAUUUGUAAAGAUAUAAUCAUUUUUUCCUGGAGCUGGAGUUGAAACUAAAGGAAUUUGUGUGUGCUGAUGCCAGUCUGCUCAAGUAUUGCCACUGCCAGGACUUGCUUGGAAUUGCACCUAACAUCCCUGGUCUCAUCCUGCCUUCCAGCUGUGGUGGAAACAUUGGAAGGGCAUGUGCCAUCACCCCCAUUCAUGAGUAGGUGCUUGGCUACCUUUCAGGCUGCUGCCUUCAGGAGUCAGUGUUCUCAGGACAGAAUUGGACCUUUCUUGUUCUGUAUGUGCCCCAGCAAAAAUGGUCACUCUGCACUGUCAUGGGAUCACCUGUGGGGAUGCAGAGUCUCACCCUAAAGCAGAGGGGCUGUACCAGUUGAAAACCUGGCUCCACCUGGGACUGGACUGGGCUGCUAGGUAAGGAGUCAAGUUGGAGGCAUUGCUAAUCUUUGGGAUGAAGAACAAGCUUUCUCUUCGGUGCCCCGAGCAUCCUAUCCAAAGGUCAUAGGGAGGAGGGAGCCACUGUUCCCUCAUAUAGAGCAGUUUCAUCUUCACGUGCUUUUGUGUCCCCUGGGAAGAGUGAGGCAAGCUGUUUCUAAAGUUGAUGCAGCACAUAAAGGAAGCUGUCUCAUUGAUGACAUGCACCAAAUGUCUCUGCAGGGACUAAAAGGGUUCCCAGAAGCUGUGGCUGUGCUUUGAAGCAUCUUCAGAGCCUUGUGCUGCCUCUUUAUGGAUGGUCAUAGCCAGGGACAGUGCUAUGCUUUGCUUUCAGUCCUGCUGGAAAUUAAGCCUGUAAUGGAAGGGCUGGAGCCCAAAACCCUGAAAAGCAGCAUAGCUGGGCCUCCCAUUCAGUCAUCUCAAAAGGUAUCUUAGUAUGAGGAUGCUCCACAGUAUGUUUUGGUGAUCAGCAAGUAUGAGCUGGGAAAAGUAUCCCAGCCUCUAGCUGGAGGGAAACAAUAGUUUCUCCUACUCUCUCCUUGCCCUCACCCGUUAGUGGCUACUGUGGCUGCUGGCUCUGCAUGGGGGAGUACCUAUUCUCCAUUUUGGCUGCAGUAGCCGAGAAUGAUCUGUGGCUUGUAGCUGAGAAGUCUGCAUUAAGGUACUGUAUCUUACGGGGAUUGUGGGGUGGACAGACUCAAGUGGGUAUAUUGGCCUAAGAUGACAUUGCAGGUACCAUGCAAGGAGUUCGCAUUCAUCCACAUACAGAGAAUCAGAAGGGCAGUUGCUGAGGUUGUAGAGGAUGAUGGAAGGGAAGUGGCUGGGCAGCCCUUGGCACUCAAGGUGAAGACAAGAGUCUGAUUUGUAGGUGCAGCAGAGGGAAGAAGCAGGAGGCGUCGUUUUGUCCAGUCAUGAGGUGGAGGGGGGUUUAGGGCUGCAUUGCCAGGUUGUCUCUGCCCACUUUCCUUCUGGGAAUCUAGCUGUUUUGGAAAAGGUUGUGUUGUCGUAAAGAGGAGGGAAACAAGACUGCACAUGCAUGAACGCACAAAUUAAAAUAGUCUCCAUGCUUUGUCCGUGCUCAAGCCCAGGUACCACUUCCCUCCCCCAGAACAGUGCAAAAGUCCUGGGUACGUCUGUGCCUGCUCAAACAGAUCCAGCCUUCUCUCUCUUCCCCAUUAGCUUCCCUAUGUGAACAUCAGGGGUGACUGGUGCAGCCACAUGC
This is a messenger RNA of Egretta garzetta (little egret), 3829 nucleotides long. It is a transcript of the gene ROGDI, whose product is annotated as rogdi atypical leucine zipper. The annotation marks the transcript as partial. NCBI's taxonomy places the organism in Eukaryota, Metazoa, Chordata, Aves, Pelecaniformes, Ardeidae. The record is from RefSeq and is a predicted model, not a curated record. Gene Ontology annotation, cellular component: RAVE complex. The transcript has 12 exons.